UUGAUAACAAAGUCAAAAGGUACAUACAUCAUCUCAUUCAUUUUUUACUUCGUACUUUCUCUUUAUAUCAAACUUCAUCUUUAAUAUCUUCUUGUGCUUCCUCUAAGUCUUUCUUUCGCAGAUCUUUCAAGUUCUUCACUCUCUUUGUUCUACUCACUUUCAAAUCUCAGUUUGUUUGUUCUCAUACUUUCAGUGAGCCUCUCAGGAUUUGACUACAACAUCAUGGCAGAGCUGAUUGCUGGAGCAUUUCUUUCGUCAUUAUUUCAAGUUACUCUUGAGAGCAUUGCCUCAAGAGAUUUCAAAGACCUCUUCAAUCAAAAGUUGGUUGAAAAUCUUGAAAUCACACUGUAUUCUAUCAAUCAAUUGUUGGAUGAUGCAGAGACAAAGAAGUACCAAAACCAAAAUGUGAAGAAGUGGUUUGAUCGUCUAAAGCAUGAGGUAUACGAAGUAGAUCAACUGUUAGACGAAAUUGCUACAAAUGCACAACAAAAGCGCAAAGUGAAACGCUUGCUUUCAACUUUGUCUAAUCAAUUUGAAUCUAGGAUCAAAGAUUUGCUAGACAAGCUAAAAUCUCUUGCAGCCCAAAAGGAUGUGUUGGGAUUGACACAAAGUAAUGAAGGUGGAGUAAGCCUGCAAUCCUCAAAAAGAUCUCCAACUGCAUCUUUGGUGGAUGAAUCUUGCAUAUAUGGUAGAGAAGGUGACAAAGAAGAAAUAAUCAACUAUUUGCUGUCAGACAAGGACAACAACAACCAGGUAUCAAUAAUCAGCAUAGUCGGUAUGGGUGGGAUGGGAAAAACCACCCUUGCUCAACUUGUCUACAACGACCAGAGGAUGGAGAAGCAUUUUGAACUUAAAGCUUGGGUCCAUGUCUCAAAAUCUUUUGAUGUUGUUGGACUCACCAAAACAAUUCUCAGGUCAUUCCAUUCUCCUGCAGACGGUGAAGACUUGGAUCCACUCAUUUGUCAAUUACAAAAGACACUAACCGGAAAGAAAUGUUUGCUUGUUCUAGAUGAUGUGUGGAAUGGGAAUGAGGAAUGUUUGGAGCAAUUACUACUUUCUUUUAACCCUGGAUUUUCAGGGAGUAAGAUUAUUGUGACAACACGUGACAAACAUGUUGCAUUUGUCAUGAAAUCUGACCAUCAACUUCUUUUAAAUCAAUUGGAGGAGAAAGAUUGUUGGAGUAUAUUUGUGAAACACGCUUUUCGAGGAAAAAAUGUGUUUGAAUAUCCAAAUCUUGAAUCGAUUGGCAAGAAGAUUGUAGAGAAAUGUGGAGGGUUGCCUCUAGCUGUGAAAACAUUAGGGAAUCUCCUGCAAAGAAAAUUUUCUCAAGCUGAAUGGUUUAAGAUAUUGGAGACUGAUAUGUGGCAUGUAUCGAAGGGUGGUGAUGAAAUUAACUCAGUAUUGAGAUUGAGUUACCAUAAUCUCCCAUCCAAUCUAAAGCGUUGUUUUGCCUUUUGUUCAAUAUUUCCCAAGGGUUAUGUAUUUGAAAAGGAUGAAUUGAUCAAGCUUUGGAUGGCAGAAGGUUUGCUGAAAUGUUGCGGAAGAGACAAAAGUGAAGAAGAGUUGGGUAAUGAAUUCUUGGAUGAUCUAGAGUCCAUUUCAUUUUUUCAAGAACCACUAUAUUCAUGGGGUGAUAAAAGAUUAUUCAUGCAUGAUCUUGUCAAUGAUUUGGCAAAAUCAGAGUCCCAUGAGUUUUGCUUACAAAUUGAGGGUGAUAGUCUGCAAGAUAUAACUGAAAGAACACGUCACAUUUGCUGCCAUCUUGAUUUGAAAGAUGGUGCGAGAUUAUUGAAUCACAUUUCUAAGAUUAAGAAAUUACGCAGCUUCUUGGUAGUAUCACGAGGCUAUGAUGAAGAAUGCUUCAUAAUAAGCAACAAUUUGCAACAUGAUCUAUUUUCAAAACUUAAAUAUUUGCGGUUGUUGUCAUUCGGUGGUUGUAAACUCAAAGAGCUAUCAGGUGAGAUAGGAAAUCUAAAGCUUUUGCGAUAUCUAAACCUGACUAAAUCAUUAAUUGAAAGGUUGCCUGACUCAAUUUGUAAGCUGUACAAAUUAGAGACUCUGAUACUGGAACGCUGUUCUGAAUUGACUAUACUCCCUUCAAAAUUUUACAAACUUGUGAGUUUACGCCAUCUUAAUCUCAAAGGAUGUAAUAUAAAGAAAAUGCCAAAGCAGAUGGGGAGUCUAAACCAUCUUCAAACACUGAGUCAUUUUGUUGUGGGAGAGGAGAAUGGGUCUAAUAUUCAGGAGUUGGGUAAUCUCAAUCGUCUUCAAGGGAAACUUUGUAUUUCAGGGUUGGAGUAUGUCAUCAAUCCCGAAGAUGCAGCAAGAGCAAAUUUGAAAGAUAAGAAACAUGUAGAAGAAUUAAACAUGAAGUACAGUGACAAUUUCAAAUUCAACAUCAAUAGAAGAGAAUCAGAUGUCAUUGAGGCUCUACAACCAAAUAGCAACUUGAAGAGGCUCACUAUUGAAGGCUACAAUGGCAGAAGCUUUCCAAAUUGGAUAACGGGUUGUCAUUUACCCAACUUGGUAUCUCUUCAACUGUUAAGCUGUGGAUUAUGUUCCCAUUUGCCACCACUUGGGCAGCUUCCUUCUCUCAAGGAGCUUUCUAUUUCAAAAUGUGACGGAAUAAAGAUCAUUGGUGAAGAGUUUCAUGGCAACAACAAUUUAACAAAUGUUCCGUUCUUGUCCCUUGAAGUUUUGAAAUUUGAGAUGAUGAACAAUUGGGAGGAAUGGUUGUGUCUUGAAGGGUUUCCUUUGCUUAAAAAGCUUUCUAUAAGAAAUUGUCCCAAAUUGAAAAGGGCUCUGCCUCAACACCUUCCUUAUUUACAAAAACUGAAUAUUAGUGAUUGCAACAAGAUGGAGGCAUCCAUUCCCAAGUGUGAUAAUAUGAUAGAGUUAGAUAUACAGAGAUGUGAUAGAAUUUUGGUAAAUGAAUUGCCGACAAGUUUGAAAUGGUUAUUCCUUUGUGAUAAUCCGUACACUGAGUUCUCCGUGGACCAAAAUCUAAUCAAUAUUCUCUUUCUUGAAGAGUUGAAGUUGGAUUUCAGAGGCUGUGUAAACUGUCCCUCUUUGGAUUUACGUUGCUAUAAUUCUCUUUGCUAUCUUUCAAUAACAGGAUGGGGCUCCUCCUCAUUACCUUUUUCACUACAUUUGUUCACCAAACUUCAUUCUCUGUAUCUGCACAAUUGUCCAGAGCUGGAAUCGUUUCCAAUGGGUGGUUUGCCUUCCAACUUGAGGCACCUUAAAAUAUGCAAUUGCCCAAAACUGAUUGGUUCGAGAGAGGAGUGGGGUUUGUUCCAACUCAAUUCCUUGGAUUCAUUCUUUGUCAGUGAUGAGUUUGAAAACGUGGAGUCGUUCCCAGAGGAGAAUCUGCUGCCACCAAGUCUUACUGAUCUUAAUGUGAUAAAUUGUUCAAAGCUAAGAAUAAUGAACAAAAAGGGUUUUCUCCACCUCAAAUCUCUUAAUUGGCUAUAUAUUAACAACUGUCCUAGUCUUGAGAGCUUGCCAGAGAAGGAGGAUCUACCCAACUCCCUCUCUAAUUUGUGGAUUGAAGAUUGUGGAAUAAUAAAGGAGAAGUAUGAAAAGGAGGGAGGAGAGCGUUGGCAUACAAUCACUCACAUCCCGAAUGUGUGGAUUGACAACAUUAAACAGAAAUGAGAUGUUAUGGGUCCCACGUUUGGUCAAACCUUUUUGGUUCGGAAGGCUAAGAGGAUUUUGCGUUUGGAAUGGUGUGAAGAGUGGUGGCAAUUUAUUUUUGAGGGUAUUAUGGUAAAUGAUGAUUGUGGUCUUUUACCCAAAUGGAGUUCCCAACAAAUCUUUUUUCCUUUUCAGGUAACUUACUCCCUAUGUACAUGCAUGUUUGGAUUAACCGAGCUAUUCUCUACUUAAGGGACAAUUCUUUGAUUGGUGGAUGCUGAUUCUGCUGGUGAGACACUCCCAACCAAUUCAUCAUCAGUGGCAAGGAGAGAUUGCAGAUGAAGAACAAAGUAACUGCAAGAGCUUGUCCUUUCUUAACAGCCAAGUUUUCUAAAUCAGCUUCUUCUGUUUGCUAACCUCCCGGACGUUUAUGGAAAAUCCAAUACCUUUCAUGAAUGCCUGUAAUUAUCAUGAGGUUUGGAUGAAGCAAUAGAAUACUGUGAUGCUUAUGGAAAGAUGCCAUUUUUGUUUCAAGUUGUUGACAAUAUGGUCUCAAUUUCAAAAAGUUCAGGGGUAAACAUAGUUUAUUGUGUGAUGGCGACUGGGGGUACGGUUCAGGGGUAAUGUUGUAAUCUGAACAAUAGUUUUAUACACAAGUUGUGCAUUGUAAACCUUAAUCUUUCACUCAUAAUAAAAAGGAACUGCAGCUGCUCUGCAGUCGGAGACUUAGGCAAUAUUGGCCGAACUUCGUUGCCAAACAUCGUGUGUUCAUUAUUUACUGUUUCUUUGAUUUUUGAACGGGUUUGCUGUUCUAACAUACUUUGGGAAACUUGCCAUGUAUACUGUCACAUUCCACUUAAAUCUUUUAUUGUUCUCUAAUUGUGUUGUUGUAAUCAUCUCUAUUCAGUAAUAUAAAUCUUGUUUCAGUUUUAA
Molecule: messenger RNA, 4569 nt
Organism: Medicago truncatula (barrel medic)
Lineage: Eukaryota; Viridiplantae; Streptophyta; Magnoliopsida; Fabales; Fabaceae
Product: putative disease resistance RPP13-like protein 1
Exons: 7
Coding region: 223-3657 (1144 amino acids)
Molecular function (GO): ADP binding
Source: RefSeq, a predicted model, not a curated record